AUGGGAUUCAGCCUCUCACGACAACUUUUGGUGCUGCUGCUGCUGCCGCAAACUGACUGUAAGAUGAAUCCUGUCGUGUGCAACGUGGAUGAUCCCCUCCAGAUGCGAUACCAGUAUUACCAACCGGGAGAUCUUAUCAUUGGUGGGAUCACUUCUCAAUUCCUCUCCAUUUCUGAUCUCAUAUCCUUCACAGAACACCCCAAAACAAAGCUAGCAGAUGAGCCUGUAGUAGUGCCAAAGAAUUACCAGCAUGUCCAAUCUUUGGCAUUUGCCAUCAAAGAGAUCAACGGAAAUUCCAAGAUCCUACCCAACCUUACUUUGGGGUUCCACAUCUAUGAUAGCUAUUUUGAUGCAAGGAUGACUUAUCGGAAUACCUUGAAUCUCCUCUUUAGUCAGAAUAGAACUGUUCUCAACUACAACUGUAAGAUCGGGAAGAAUCUAAUUGCAGUCAUUGGGGGCUUGGACUCCGAAACCUCCUUCCACAUGGCCAUGACUUUAAAUAUUUACAAGAUUCCACAGAUCACCAAUUGCUUGUUUGCUCCAGCAGUGAGUGAUACAAUGCAGCUCUCCUCAUUGUACCGGGUGGUCCCCAAUGAAGCCCAUCAGUACACUGGGAUUGUUCGACUUCUUCAGUAUUUCCAGUGGCAGUGGGUUGGGAUCGUUAUCAUGAAUAAUGAUAAAGGAGAGAAGUUUGUGCAGACUCUGGCACACUUGUUUUCUCAGAGUGGGAUCUGUAUUGCCUUCACCGAAAGGAUCCCCAGCCAAGGUCAUAUUUUAGACUUGGUUGAUCUGAUAGACACUUUUCUCAAUAUGACAAUUGUCCUACGCAAGGCAAACGUCAAUGUCAGCCUAGUGAGUGCAGACUCUCAUAGUAUGCUAUGUCUCCAGUUUGUGCUGACUCUAAUUGAACCAGGUGCUACGAAACCUAUCCAGAAGGUGUGGGUUAUGACAGCCCACUGGGAUUUCUCAUCAGAAACGUUUCACAGGGACCUGGAUAUACAAGUCUUCCAUGGGGCCAUAUCCUUUGCUAUGCAUGCCAAUGAAGUGCAAGGGUUCAAAGCCUUCCUUCAGACUUUAAAUCCCAGCUCCGUGGAAGAUGGUUUUAUCAGGGUCUUCUGGGAGCAGGCAUUCAACUGCUUGUUUACAGAUUCUGAUGGUAGUGAGAAGAGCUGCACUGGGCAAGAGAUGCUGGAGACCCUCCCUGGUCCAUUCUUUGAAAUGAGCAUGACGGGUCAAAGCUGCAGCAUCUAUAAUGCCGUCUAUGCCGUGGCACAUGCUCUACAUGCCAAGUAUUCUUCCAGAACCAAGCGGCAAACAAAGACAGAUGGAAGCAUUCUGGACCACAUGAAGAUGCAGCAAUUUCAGCUUCACUCUUUCUUGAGAAGCAUCUCGUUCAACAACACUUCUGGGGACCAGGUGUCUUUUGAUGAGAACGGUGAAUUGAUCGGUGGAUUUGAUGUUAUCAAUUGGGUCACAUUCCCAAACCAGUCCUUCUUAAGAGUGAAGGUGGUGCCUCUUUCUCUCUGUAAUGCCCAUUGCGAUCCAGGUUACAGCAAGAAAAGAAAAGAGGGGGAGCCGUUUUGUUGCUAUGAUUGUGCUACAUGUCCAGAAGGGAUGGUUUCAGACGAGCAGGAUGUGGAUGACUGUUUCAAAUGCCCAGAAGACUCAUAUCCUAACAACGAUCAAACUGGCUGCCUUCCAAAGCAGAUAAAUGUACUGUCUUAUGAUGAACUGUUGGGUAUAAGUUUGGCUGUUUUGGCUCUGUGUCUUUCGCUCACCACCGCUGCGGUACUUGGAAUCUUCAUCAGGCACCGAAACACUCCCAUCGUCAAAGCCAAUAAUCGAGAACUCACCUACUGUCUGCUCAUUUCCCUCCUGUUCUGCUUUCUCUGCUCUCUCCUGUUCAUUGGCCAGCCUCAAGCACUGACCUGCCUUCUACAACAAACUGUUUUUGGUGUUAUCUUUGCAGUUGCUGUUUCUUGUGUGUUGGCCAAAACUAUUAUUGUAAUUCUGGCUUUCAUGGCCACUAAGCCGGGAUCUAAGAUGAGGAAAUGGGUGGGGAAAAGAAUAGCAGUCUCAAUUGUUCUUUCUUUUUCAUCCAUCCAGGCAAUUAUUUGCAUGAUAUGGCUAUGUACUGAUCCUCCAUUCCCCAAUUUUGACACGCACUCUCUAGCAAAAGAAAUCAUAAUGGAAUGCAGAGAAGGAUCUACCAAUAUGUUCUAUUACAUUCUGGGCUACAUGGGCUUUCUUGCUCUUGUCAGCUUCCUUGUGGCUUUCUUGGCUAGAACACUGCCUGACUCAUUUAAUGAAGCCAAGUUCAUCACUUUCAGUAUGUUGAUGUUUUGCAGUGUGUGGGUGUCAUUUGUCCCAACUUAUCUCAGCACCAAAGGGAAAUAUAUGGUGGCCGUGGAGAUCUUCUCCAUCUUGGCCUCUGGUGCUGGGUUACUAGGCUGCAUCUUUUCCCCCAAAUGUUAUAUAAUUAUUUUGAGACCGAAAUUAAAUAGUAAGGAGCAACUAAUAAGGAGAAAGAUUUAA
This is a messenger RNA of Eublepharis macularius, 2535 nucleotides long. Its product is annotated as vomeronasal type-2 receptor 26-like. Gene Ontology annotation, molecular function: G protein-coupled receptor activity. Lineage: Eukaryota; Metazoa; Chordata; Lepidosauria; Squamata; Eublepharidae. The coding region runs from base 1 to 2535 and encodes 844 amino acids. The transcript has 6 exons. Gene Ontology annotation, cellular component: membrane. Gene Ontology annotation, biological process: G protein-coupled receptor signaling pathway. The record is from RefSeq and is a predicted model, not a curated record.